Messenger RNA from Pipistrellus nathusii (Nathusius's pipistrelle), 507 nucleotides. The record is from the annotation of a GenBank genome assembly. NCBI's taxonomy places the organism in Eukaryota, Metazoa, Chordata, Mammalia, Chiroptera, Vespertilionidae.
AUGGCAUCCCUGCUGCAAGGCCGGCUACCCAUCAGUCAAGAAGUGCUGCUGAUGCAGAAAGGUAUGAUGAUGCGCAAAGUGAGAACCAAAAACUGGAAGAGGCUAAGAUACUUCAAACUUCAGGAAGAUGGCAUGACUGUCUGGCAUGCCCGGCAGGUUGGAGGCAGAGCCAAGGCCACCUUCUCAAUCUCUGACGUGGAGACGGUGCGUAAAGGCCACGAAUCUGAGUUGUUGCGCAGCCUGGCAGAGGAGUUCCCCCUGGAGCAGGGCUUCACCAUUGUCUUCCAUGGCCGCCGCGCCAACUUGGACCUGGUGGCCAACAGUGUGGAAGAGGCCCAGAUCUGGAUAAAGGGGCUCCAGCUCUUGGUGGACUUCGUCACCAACAUGGACCAAAAGGAGAGGCUGGACCAGUAUCGGGGCAGGAUGGAGCCAGAGCGGGGGCCAAGGUCACUGAAGAGGCAGAUGCUGCAGGGGGCUGGAGACAGGUGGCAGUGGGUACAGGGCUAG